AUGGUUAUUGGAUUGUUCUUGAAGUGGGGAAAAGGUGCUUUUUCCACUUGUUAUCACGUAGUUGACGAGAAAUACAAUCGAGAUUUUAUUUGCAAGGUAUUGGAGAUUCCAAAGGACUAUGAACAAGCUCUAAGUGUUAAAAAAUCCUAUUAUAAUGAAGUUAACGCCCUUGUUGAAUGCAUUCAUCCAAAUGUUAUAAAAAUUUACAAUAACUUUGUUGAAAAGAAUUACCAUUUCAUCAUACUUGAGUAUUGCAAUCAUGGAUCUCUUUAUGAUCUGAUACAGCAAAAAGGACCUCUAAAAGAACAAGAUCUUUACAAAUUUACACUAGAAUUUGCAUAUGGCCUUUCUUAUUGCCAUUCUAUGGGUAUUGCAAACCAUGACAUCAAGCCAGCAAAUUUGCUUCUUGAUGAGUUCAACAAACUCAAAAUUGCUGACUUUGGUUUUGCAUCUGUUCAAAAAUAUCUAACUUCUGAAUUUAUGGGUUCACUUGCGUUCAUGUCACCAGAAAAGAUCAGUAGCUUCGAGUAUAAUCCAUUUUUAAGUGAUAUUUGGAGCUUCGGAAUUUCAUUAUAUUAUAUGGCAACAGCAAAUCUCCCAUUUUAUGGUCUAAAUACAGUCAAUCUCAAGAGAAGUAUUCUUGGAUGUACAUAUCAGAUUCCAAAUUCCGUUCCCGUCUUCGCAAAAACAAUAAUUAUGAAAACAUUAGUAUUAAAACCAGCUGAUCGAUGGACAAUGAAUGAAGUAAUUAAGUAUUUACGCUCAUUACAAGGAAAAUACAUUUCCAGAAACAAAUCAGCUUCCGAACUGAUCUUAAAAACGUUCUCUUCAGCUAGAUUAAACAAAAGAUGUAGCGCAACACGCUUGUCAUGUGAUUCGUUACUAGUUUCUAAUGAUAAUGAUAAGAUUAAUGAAGAAGUUUAUGUACUUUCUUAA
Messenger RNA from Trichomonas vaginalis G3, 936 nucleotides. RefSeq names its product protein serine/threonine kinase protein. NCBI's taxonomy places the organism in Eukaryota, Parabasalia, Trichomonadida, Trichomonadidae. The coding region runs from base 1 to 936 and encodes 311 amino acids. The record is from RefSeq and is a predicted model, not a curated record. Gene Ontology annotation, biological process: protein phosphorylation. The transcript has a single exon. Gene Ontology annotation, molecular function: protein kinase activity; ATP binding.